UCUUCUGACGUGGUGGAGAUGGCAGUGAACUUCGCCUGUGGCUUCACUGCACUUUGCUGUUUGGCACUCUGGAGCUUCACUGGCACUUCAGGUGUUACAAAUGUACCAUCACCCCACUCAACCGUAAGACCUGGCUCCCCUGUCCCAGUGAACACCAACAACCCUGGGGUCCGCAAGGCCGCUCGCUUUGGGGUCUACAGAUACAACAACAGCUCCAAUGACCUCUUUCUGUUUAAGGAAUCACAGAUAAAUAAAGCCAUGGUACAGAUUGUCAGAGGGCUGAAGUACAUGCUUCACGUGGAAAUCAAACGCACCGUGUGUGAGAAGAGGGGUCACUCCAGCCUGGACAGCUGUCACUUUCAGAGGGAAAAAAACCUGCAACGGAUGCUGAGAUGCUAUUUUGAGGUCUGGAUAACACCUUGGACACACAAAAUCCCCCCACUUCUGCAUACCAUGGAUGGAUUAUCAGGAUCCAGCACAACACUGGGAAUGGGACCUGGCUAAGAUGGAAGUGUUAAGGUUCUUAUGAGAAAUGGAACACCAGUGGCCUGGUUAAGCAGCCUGUCACCAUGCAAGGUUUGUUUCUCAGCACUGUACCACCCACCACAGCUGGGACUUUACAGACUUCAGAGAUAUUUAAUCUCUCAGACUGAAUAAAGCCUGUCUGACCAGCCUGUACAAAUAGAGGAAGCUUACGGGGUACAAGUCCAGUCAGUCUGCAGUACCCUUAAAAAAUAAAAAUUAACUGAGAACUGCGCUCUAUCCAAAGGUUACUUGAUUAAAUACUUUGGCAAAUAAAUCACUAGUGAUAACUGUGUACUAAGAGGCAAAGCUGUGCUUGCCCCAAGGGUGCAAAAGCAUCAGCAUAAAAGAAUCACCACAGUAGAUUUGCUUUUUCAACCCCAACUUGAGAUCACAUUAACUUUCAUAUCUCACCAGAAGAGGACAAAUAUUUGCAAGGGCAGGCAGAGCAGUGUGAACCAGCUGGUGCUUAAGCAGCCUGCCCUGGACUGGGUUUUCCCAAAAAGAGCAGCCCCUGGCCUGUACAGAAACAAAUAAACCUGAUCCAGGAGCCAUCAGCUAUGCCACAAGACUGCUGCAGCCUGGCAAUUACACAGAACAAGGUGACAGAAGCACUGACAGGGAAGAGCAAUUUUCAUUUGCAUAGCCCUCCAUUAAGAGAAGAGCAGAAAGCCAGAGAAAUCAGGUGACAUUUUUAGCAUCACCUUCCCCUUUUCUGGUGCUUUUUGUUAUAUAUUUAAAGCAAAUCUCUCUCCUUUGCAAAGGUGAAGAAAUGCAGCAAUAGUGUAAGUUUAGGUUGUAUUGUCACCCAGUGGCUGAAAAGGAGAGAGCAGCAAAAGCUUCGAUUCCUAAGUAUCAAUGCACUAAAUUACACAGCUGCUGAAGCAACCCCUUUAGUUCUUCAAGAUGCAAAACCUCUUAUUUAAAAUCACAGUAUGCUUUGGGUUGGAAGGGACCCCAAAGAUCAUCAGGGACACUUCCCAUGAGACUGGGUUGCUCAGACCCAGUCCAGCCUGGCCUUGAACACUCCCAAGGGUGGGGCAUCCACAACUUCCCUGAGCAGCAUGUUUUAGUCUCUCUGCUCCGUGAUCCUGCCAGGCACAGAGGUGAGACUGACAGGCUGUAGUUCCCCAGGUCUUCCUUUCUUCCCUUUUUUUAAAAAAAAAUGAGGGUUAUUUUCCCCUUUUCUAGUUGGUUGGAGUAUAACUGGACUACCACAGCUCCUCAAAUACAAUGGAUAGUGACUUAGCCCCUUCAUCCAUCAGUUCUCUCAGGACCCGUAGAUGCAUUUUAACAAGUCCUGUGCACCUUCAGAUGAUCUAAAUGUGAUCUCCUACAGCAGCUGAUUCUUCACUCUCCCAGUGCCUGCCUUUCCCUUCUGCAGCUCGGGCAGUGUGGCUGGAGCACUUCUGGUGGAGACAGGGAUAGAACAGUCACUGAGCACCUCAGCCUUUGCCACGUCU
Messenger RNA from Pseudopodoces humilis (Tibetan ground-tit), 1985 nucleotides. RefSeq names its product cystatin F (gene CST7). Gene Ontology annotation, molecular function: cysteine-type endopeptidase inhibitor activity. Lineage: Eukaryota; Metazoa; Chordata; Aves; Passeriformes; Paridae. Gene Ontology annotation, cellular component: endoplasmic reticulum; Golgi apparatus; late endosome. The record is from RefSeq and is a predicted model, not a curated record. Gene Ontology annotation, biological process: immune response; positive regulation of myelination; negative regulation of microglial cell activation.